This is a messenger RNA of Effrenium voratum, 1699 nucleotides long. NCBI's taxonomy places the organism in Eukaryota, Dinophyceae, Suessiales, Symbiodiniaceae. The record is from the annotation of a GenBank genome assembly.
AAGUUUGAAUCUCAGAGCAGGGUGUGGGACUGGCCGUUGAAGCUCAUGGCGACUCAGGAGGCGCGCCGUCGCGUGGUCGUGCCGGCCCUGUGUGCUGCAACAGCAGCCACUGCCACCGCCUUCGUGGCGGGAGGUGCGCAACAUGCCACCCCCGCGCUUCGCGGCAACACGCGGGCUGGCGCAAGUGCCUCCAGCGCCAGCGCCAGUAGCGGCCUUCCGAGCGCAGUCGCAGCGGCCACCAUGGCGCCACUGGCCUUGGCGGCGCUGGCACGGCGGAAACAUCGUGCAGGUGUCACAGCCCGAAAGGCUACAAUCACCGCAAGCUUUGAGACCGAGCCGGCAGUGGAGGAAGAGGAGUCAGUUCCCGUGAAGAAGACCUCGGUGCUGGUCCUGGGCUCCACUGGCACGGUGGGGCGCCAGGUGGUGCGACAGCUCCUGAAUGCCGGCUACUCGGUGCGCUGCAUGCUGCGGAACCGCGCUGACCGACCCUUCUCCUUCCUGGUGGACUGGGGCGCCACGGUGGUGGAGGGCUCUCUUUCUCGGCCGGAGAGCUUGCCGAGCUCCCUCGUGGGCAUUCACACGGUGAUCGAUUGUGCCACUGCACGGCCCGAGGAAGAUGUCUAUGACAUGGACUGGGAGGGCAAAAAGCGCCUCAUUCAGUGCUGUGCAGAGAUGAAGAUCCAGCGCUAUGUUUUCUGCAGCAUCAAAGACUGCGACAAGUUCCAGACAGUCCCGCUGAUGCAAAUCAAGCACCUCACCGAGAAGUUCCUUCAGCAGAGCGGAAUCCGGUACACCGUGCUGCGCAUCAGUGGGCUCAUGCAACCGCUGAUCUCCCAGUAUGCAGUGAGCGUCUUGGAUGAUCAGAAAGUGUGGGGAGAUGAUGGCAGCAUGCCUGGCAUCGCCUACAUUGACUCUCAAGAUGUGUCCCGGAUGAUUGCCUCCGCAAUGAUCAAGGAGCGCACUGUCGGGCAGACGCUCACUGUGACAGGGCCAAAGGUGUGGUCUACCAAUGAUGUCAUCAAGCUUUGUGAGGAGCUUUCUGGGCGAGAAGCAGAUGUGAAUGUCGUCUCCAACUCCCAGAUGCAGCUUACCAUGGCGGCUGCAGGCUGCUUUGAUUGGACCGUGGACGUUGCGGAGCGCCUGAAAUUUGUAGAAGUGAACCAAAGUGGUGGUGCAAACACUCCCAUGCUGAUGGCGGAGGACACUUACAAGGCCUUGGGCAUGGAGCCGACGGCAACGCGGAAGUUGGAAGAGUAUAUCGGUGAGUACUACAGGAGAGUUUUCAAGAAGUUGACCAAGGGCAAGUACGAGGCGGAGCCCGGGGAGCUUGAGAAGGAGAAGGCGGAAGCGGAGGCCAAACUGAAGCAGGCGCUUACGGAGGACACCGCGGACGAUUUGCCGCCGGGGCAGCCGGCAGAGCAAGAGGUCACGGUGGCCUUCCAGCGAGACACGGCAGAGAGGCUUCAGAAGUUCUUCGAGGACAAAGUCCUUGCAGAGAUGGAGGACGACAAGAAUGCCUGGUUUGGCUGGGUGCCGCUUGCGGAGCUUUUCAACGGUCGGGCGGCGAUGACGGGCUUCUCUUUGGGCCUUUUCACCGAGUGGGCAACGGACACCAAUGUGGCCAAGCAGAUCGAUUUGGUCCUGGCCAUUUUCUCACCGCCUGCGUGAGCUGAGCCGGAGCAAAUGCGGGAGCUUUCCA